This is a messenger RNA of Lucilia cuprina (Australian sheep blowfly), 3674 nucleotides long. RefSeq lists its product as uncharacterized. The record is from RefSeq and is a predicted model, not a curated record. The transcript is spliced from 4 exons. NCBI's taxonomy places the organism in Eukaryota, Metazoa, Arthropoda, Insecta, Diptera, Calliphoridae. The coding region runs from base 499 to 2970 and encodes 823 amino acids. Gene Ontology annotation, cellular component: cytoplasmic vesicle membrane.
AUAAAUUUUGAUAUAAAUAAGAGAAUGUGCAACAACAAGUAAAUACAAAAUAACAAGAAAUAUAUUAAAAAAUAUUUUUACAAACACUUACAAAUAAAUGUACAUGGUCUUUCAUAUUUACUUACAUACAAAUAUAAAUGUUUACGUAUGUAAGUUAGUUGUGAAUGUGUAGAAGGAGAAAAAUUAAAACAAAAAUAACAACAUGCAUAUAAUUGCAUUGUGUUCUUAUUCCAAGGACAUGUGCUAUUCUUUUUGUUGUUGAAUAAACAUUAUUUGUGUAUGUCAGUGUCAUCACUAGCAUCAUCUUCUUCAAUUACAAGAGAAGUGGCAAUGGAAACAGUAGCAGAAGUUACAGAAACGUGCAGCCAUAUUAUACGCGAAUUAAAACGAAAAUAAACACAAAUAGUUUAUUUAAUACACAAUACAACAAAGAAGCAAAAAAAAUAAUUUGCAAUUAAACACAUUAAGGAUAUUGUUUGUAUCCUAGCUAUACAAAAAAUGUUUUUAUUCUUUGCCACUCUGCUUGUAAUUUUAAUACAAAUGUCCGAACUUGUAGCAGCUCGAUUUUGCGAAGGUGGUCAUAUAUGUUCCUUACCCAGGGAGUGUUGCACACAAGGAUGUUGCCCACCUUAUCAAAGUGGACCACGUCAGUUGCCACCUCCAUCUGAACAUGUGCUAAAUCUUUUUUUUAUAAGUCAUUGGUUUUUUUGGUGUGUUGUGGUAGCAAUAAUUUUAGCAAUCCUAUGUGCCUAUUCGUUAUGGAAAAAGAGACGCACGCUUUGUGGCUGGGGUUUCAACGAACAUCAUGUGCAAUCUGAAGGCGAUUCGGCUGGUUCGUGUUAUGCUCCACCACAAUACAGUCGUUGCAAUUCCUUCCAUCAUCCACCGCCUCCUUAUACGGAAGUUACAUCGAAACCGGACUUAUAUCCAUUGGUGUUCACAUGCAAUAGUGAUAAUGGUAAAAACGGUUCCAGUUACCUAAUGGUGCAAUAUUUUCGUAAUUAUAUAGUGCGUCCAGCUGGCUCUUUGUCAGCGGCUAGUACGGUAGAUUCACUUAGUUCUAGUUUUAUAUGCAACAUCAACGAAGCAAAUACUCUGGUACCACCGCCGUAUUCAAGGGCAGCUAGCCCUGAAAUAGGUUUCAGUCCACACUUUCAGCAGCAGUACAUGAUGCCCCGUUCGGCAUCGCAGCUGGUGUGCCCAAAUGUGGCGAAUGGUGGCGUCUUGAUGGCUAGUGGCACAAGUGGGAACGGUAACAGCCAGUUUGAAAUGAUUAGCGGUAGCUCAAAUACCAAUCCGCAAUACAAUUACAAUAAUGGACGAAAUAAUAGUCAUUAUGGUCCAGUCAGUAGUCAAAUUAAUUCCACAGCUAUUGGUCGACUCAAUGGUGUGGGAAGUUCAGGCAAUGAAAGAAUGUCCCAUUAUAAUGGUAAUCUUAGGGAAUUUGAAAACGACGUGACCUACGAUAAUGGAGGCAGCGGGGUUAAUAUUGUAGGUGACACGGAAGAGCGCACAACCGGCGAUCGUGACGAUGCAAAUGUGAUAAACAAUAGUAAUAGUAGUACUGAUUUACGUACGCUACCCAAUAGCAGUGGUUUCGUACAGUCCCAAAGUGAUCAGCAGUUCUGUUAUAUAACGAACAGCAACAGCAGUAUUAGUGAUAUUUUUGCAAACAAUAGUUGUGCAGCGGGAAUUGGAGGAAAUACAAGCAAUAGACUGCAACCACGCUCGGAGGAUUCUUCUCUAGCCGGUUCAAUUUCUGGUGCAGGUGCCGUCGUUCAUCCCCAACUAGGUGGCACGCCAGUAAUCUACAGCAAUGGCUGCAUUAAACCGAAUCCUCUUCAUCGUGUUAGCACUAAUCCUACGCAUUUUCACGUAGAUUCUUCGACUAGGGAGCCAGUUUUCUACCAGUCGAACAAUUCUUUAGGAGGUAUAUCCGUAACAGUUCCUAACGGUAUCGAAUUUGAUUCAACUAUGGUUCGCAAUGACAACGAAAUUCGGGAUUUGCAAUUCUUACGACGUAGCUUAGAAACUUGCUGUCAGCUACUGCAGCAACAGCAAAAGUUACCCUCGGGUAGCUUUGCUGUAGGAGAUUCACCAUUACGUAUGAAUGAUCUGACCAAAAAAUACAUUGAUGAUGGGCUCUUGCGUAGUUAUGUAACUUCGGGUACCUGUUCAGGAGUAAGCAGUCUGGCGAAUGUGGGAACACCAAGUUCACCACCACAGGCUACAAGUCCUACGGGAGAGGUUAAGGAAAUACUUGACCAAAUUCGACAGCUGCAAGAAGGUGUCAGCAAAUAUGAAGAAGAUUUAGUGUUUCGAACAUCGUCGACUAGACCUACGCUCCAUCAUACAAUGUCUUCACCAUCGCCUGCAGUUAAUAAAAGCACUUCGCCCGCCUUGGAAUCCGGAGGAAAACUUCAACGUAUUGCCACCAUGCCUGAACAACAAACGUUAGUUGAAGCUUCAAAAAAUAACCGCACAGCAAAUUCCACUAUUAACAAUUCUCUCGCAAACUCGGUACAAUCGAUUCCAUCGGCAACAUCGUCAGUAAUUGUCGCUGCCAAAAUGACAAAUAGCAAAUCCUCUAUUAAUAGCAAUAGCGCUGGAAAUAGCACGGGCUUCACUUUUGCAUCUUCCACGAAACGACCCUCGACUUUACAACACAGCAAAAAACGCUUUUACACAUCCAAGCCGCCCAACAAAGCUCUGUACAUUCCUAUGACGGCCACGAGUCAUUUGUCGUCAGGAAGUCGUUGCACUAUUCUCAAGAGUCCUGUUAGCAGUGUUGUGAAUUCGAAUUUCUUUAUUAAUCGUGGUAACCGCCCAAGAAAAGGGUGGAUCUCAAGAUCAGCGCCCACAACUCCAGCUACUCCAUUACCUCCUAGCUAUUUGGGCGAUGACAGUCCGCUACUGAAUGAACAUGAUGAAGAUCCAGAGGGUGAACAAAAUGCCGAAAUGGAUAAUUAGGCAACUACAUAAAUAUUUGUAUAGUUUGCACACCUUUUCCAUAUACAAUUACGCACAAAAUUAUAAUGGCCAUCUAUGUGCAAAUACAUACAAUCUUAGAUUCCAAUAUUGUGCUUAUAAACAUACAAUAAGCUUGAAACAAAAAUUUUUAAAAUAUAUUAAGUUAAUACAGUUGAGAUUUUUCUUUAAUUUUUUUGGAUCAUAAUACUUCCCAUAUUCAGCACAUGGUCUAAUAAUAGAAAAAUUUUUGGGACUGUGAAAUAAAAAAUAAUGGUCUUGCUUAGUUGUUGCUUAUUUUUUUUAAUAAAUUGUAUAAAUUAUUUAGCGGAAAUUAUUUAAUUCCAAUACGUGUUAUUAAACAAUUCUUAAAUAACAUAAUAAUAUUUGAUCCCAUUUAUUCUGUAAAUCAUUUUGUUGUACUAAAAUGAAAAUAUUUUACAAAAAUCGCGUUAGUGCGUAUUUCCUUUCAUUCAUAUAAUAUAAAAAUUAUUACUGAUUCCUAUGAAGUCUACUUUUGUCACAAUCCUUCAAACACCAUUAACUGCCUAUAUCAUACAACCAUUUAAUUUGAUUGGUCUAUUCUUAUAUAUAGACUUUUCAAGAAAAUUACCAUAUACAAAAGCUUAAAAUUUUUGGAAAACAAUUCUCUGAAUUUUAAUUCAAAAGCUUAAUUUCUUCCUAAUUUAAAAAUAUAUGCAUACAUA